Molecule: messenger RNA, 1990 nt
Organism: Megalops cyprinoides (Indo-Pacific tarpon)
Lineage: Eukaryota; Metazoa; Chordata; Actinopteri; Elopiformes; Megalopidae
Gene: crls1
Product: cardiolipin synthase 1
Exons: 7
Coding region: 409-1692 (427 amino acids)
Biological process (GO): cardiolipin biosynthetic process
Cellular component (GO): membrane; mitochondrion
Molecular function (GO): cardiolipin synthase activity
Source: RefSeq, a predicted model, not a curated record
AGCGUGUAUGACCGGGGGAAUCUUUGAUGGACUACCGUUUCGUAAUGGAGUCACCCCUUCAUAUCACUGUCUGUUGUCUGAGACGAGAAAACAAUCAUCUGCAAUCGGUGAAGCAGUAGGAGCGUGUUUAUUAACACGAAAAUUGGGCGGAAGUGUGCACUCAUAACCAACAGGUUUAUGGAGCGGUGCCUUACUGUCGCAAAGUUAUAGAUGAAUCGGAAUGCGGCAAUGUGGUAGCACACGUUGAGAAGUGGGACAGCACCUCGGGAUUAUAGACAGAAAUGUGAGGUGAAAAAGAAAAAAAAAACCAAAACAAAUGCUGAUCCCGGGGACCCAGGGCGUCAGUAGCAGCAGACUAUUUUAAGUAUUCGGAAAGCUAGGUAGCUAACCGUUAGAUUGGUGGUUGCGAUGUUCCUAGCAGUUUGCAAAAACAACUUGGUAACUUGUGCGAAAGGGCACGUACUCACUUUUACCCAGAGUUGCGCUACGUCUACUUCACUUGCUCGGUGCUCAAAUGUUUGUAAGGGAGUGCCGAGUUCGUGGGUCCAGAAAACAUCACUAAAGACCGUAAGAACAGAGAAGAAAUGGUUCCAAAGAUUGAAAAAUUCGCUGUCUUCUUUAGGGCAGUGGCCCAGCUUCAUGCACUUUCCUGCGAGCAAAUUGCAUACUCGCAGAUCAACUUUUAACGCUGGGUUUCUUAGUGAAUUCGAAAAGGACGGUUCAACACGCGUCGUGUCCACAGCUGUACAACGAACGCCGCAAGGGAGUAUUUGUGAGACUCAGGAGAAAACGAACCAUUUACAUAACAUUAACGUCACCGCUGUCCCCAGGUCGAGGGCACGAGGUUUUAACUAUUCAGCGCUUCCGCUCGAUUUGACACCUGUCCUCCGUGUCAGUGUUACACCUGUAUAUUCAGGUGCACGUCAACAAGAACGCAGGGGCUACAGUAGCCUUUCCUCGGGAAACCCGAAGUCUGACGGAAAGGAGGUUCAGCCGAAACAGGAUUCCACAAGGGACACUAGCGCACCCACGCAAGGUGACUCUCUAAAGGCUGCUAAUGAAGGCUCGUUUCACUUUAAAGAGCUGUAUGAAAAUCCAUGGACAAUUCCAAACUACCUGUGCAUGGCCAGGAUAGCGCUGGCUCCGGUGCUGGGAUAUCUGAUCGUGGAACAGUAUUUCCAUGCCUCUCUUGGUCUUUUUGCUCUUGCUGGAGCCACCGAUUUGCUGGACGGCUACAUUGCACGCAACUGGGCCAAUCAAAAGUCUGCUUUAGGCAGCGCUCUUGAUCCAUUGGCUGAUAAAAUCCUUAUCAGCGUCCUGUACAUCAGCCUGACCUACGCUCAACUAAUCCCAGCUCCACUCACUGCGUUAAUCAUUUCACGGGAUGUGGCUCUGAUUGCGGCCGUCUUCUAUGUCCGCUACAAAACGGUUCCACCUCCGAUAACUCUCAGCAAGUUCUUCAACCCAUGUUACGCCACAGCUCAGCUAAAGCCAACACUAAUCAGCAAGGUGAACACAGCGAUUCAGCUGGUCCUGGUAGCAGCGUCGUUGGCAGCGCCCGUGUUUCACUACACAGACAGCCUGUUCCUGCAGUCCCUGUGGUAUGUCACUGCACUGACGACUGCAGCCUCGGGAUACAGCUACUAUCACUACGGGAAAAAGACAGUUGAAGUUCUGAACAACAGAAAGUGAUGCCAUGGAAACGGCAGCACUUCACGUGGCCGCAGGAACACCAUUUGGGAACUCUUUUGGAUAAUCAUGCCGUGUAAAUACUCAAACUGGCCUGGAAACGAAUUCCAAGCCAUCAUCAUUAAAUAUCCGAAUGUCUUUUUUUGUAGUGUAAAUUGGACUUCCACAUCUUGGGGUGUAGAAGAAGGUAUUUUGCUAAUCAUAGACGUGAUACCUCUGUGGACAUGGCAGAGGCACUAUACCAGUGACAGUUUUAUAUCCCAAUGAUACAAAUUCUCAAACUCAUCAGAAUAAAGAGAUC